AUGCGAUGGACGCAAGUUGCAGGCAUCCCGGUGGUGACCAGCGGCAUCCUGCUAAUGGACCAACGCUAUUGGGCCGCCCGGAUCCACGAGUUGGGCUCCGGCUGCGAGGUCGCGAGAUUGGAACUGUCGUGGGACUUCGCUGUUGGGAAGAAUGGCGCCCACGCCACCAUCACCUGCAAACCAGCCGACAAGCUGCAGAGUCUGCAUGGUCGAAUUUCUGAAGCUUUGGAGGGCGUGGGCUGCCGGAGCCCACUUUGCUACUUCCGUAGCACGCAGGAGAACCCCCAACUGCUGGCAGGUCACACUGAAGCGGCUGAGGUCGCAGGGGCAGAGAUAAGAGUGGUGGUGCAGGCUGAGCCUAUCUGGUGCAGUGAGAAAUGCUUCCGCCGGGCUGCCUCCUUCAAUGAGCUUCCGGGCUAUUUGGACGACCAGUGGGAGGAAGAGCGUCUCCGAUUUUUUACAUGUGGCGUCUUCGAGCUACACAAGCACUUUCACUCAAACCACGGUAGCAUGCCAGCAGAAGACUGCUUGGAAAAGGAGAACUACCUUGUAGCGACUGGGGAGUGGGAACUGGAUGGGGAGGAUGUGCUCCUGAUCGGUAUGCAGAAAAUCUGCGGGCGCAGCAGUGGCCAAACCGUCACCAAGAGCUUCAGGCGAAAGUGCCGGAAGAGAGACCUCCUGUACUCUCCAAGCUGGAUCGUAACGUCCAUCGGUCCGGAGGGCGAGGUCAUUCCGGAGUAUUACCGCGGCAGCAUUCAAUGCAUCGACCGGAAUGUAGUGCGUGAGCCAGUGGACUGGUAA
Symbiodinium sp. CCMP2456 is the source of this 801-nucleotide messenger RNA. The record is from the annotation of a GenBank genome assembly. NCBI's taxonomy places the organism in Eukaryota, Dinophyceae, Suessiales, Symbiodiniaceae.